AUUCCUCUAUUUCUAUCGAAUAUUAUUUAGUAGUACUGUAUUAGCGAAGCCUAACGUUGAACAGCAAUACAACAACAAAAUAGCAUAACAUUUGUAUAUAAAAUAUAUUCAUAAUAGCAGUCAUAGAGUGUAGGACUCACUCUAUUUGCAAACUAUUCACUAAUUUAUCGAUUUGUCAAACAAUAUAUACAUUCAUUCAUUUCAUUCAUUCAUUGGACUCAUCAUUGAAUGUCAUUAACUGUUUGCUUGAUUUGCUAUCAAAUUGUACGGCCAUUGAGUCCAUUGAAUAUAAUUAUAAUACCGAAACUACCGAUCAUUUUAUAAAACCAGUGACCACUUUGUCGUACCGAUAGUAAUAGAUAUCCCAAUGAAUUAGUUGACCACAAUAUCUUCAGAUCAAACGGUGAUAUUAUUUGUUGUUGUUUUUUAGUGACAACACAUUAGAAGAAAAGGCAUAUAUAUAUAAAGAUUAACAGCAAUUGAUACAGUGAUAGUCAAUAGAUUUAGAGGACAGGUGGGUAAACACAAGAGAGAGGACACGAAUCGCAAAAUGCCUGCCGUCAGAGGGGAUGGCAUGAGAGGGUUAGCCGUAUUUAUAUCGGACAUCAGAAACUGCAAAAGCAAAGAAGCGGAGAUCAAAAGGAUCAACAAAGAGUUGGCAAACAUACGGAACAAAUUCAAAGGCGACAAAACACUUGAUGGAUACCAAAAGAAGAAGUAUGUUUGCAAACUAUUGUUUAUCUUUCUGUUGGGUCACGACAUCGACUUCGGACACAUGGAGGCCGUCAAUCUCUUGAGUUCUAAUAAAUAUUCGGAAAAACAAAUCGGAUAUUUGUUUAUAUCAGUACUCAUGAAUGCAAACAAUGAUUUAAUGAAAUUAAUAAUCCAAUCGAUCAAAAACGACUUAUCUUCACGUAACCCGAUUCAUGUUAAUCUCGCUCUUCAAUGCAUUGCUAAUAUCGGUAGUCGGGAAAUGGCCGAGACUUUUGGCAAUGAAAUACCGAAGCUUUUGGUUUCUGGCGAAACCAUCGAUGUUGUGAAACAAAGCGCUGCCCUCUGUUUGCUUCGCCUCUACAGAGCUCUUCCCGAUCUAACACCGAGUGGCGAAUGGACUUCAAGAAUCAUACAUUUACUUAAUGAUCAGCAUAUGGGUGUGGUGACAGCAGCUGUUAGCGUAAUUAACUCAUUAGUUAAUCGAAGUCCCGAUGAGUACAAGGGCUGUGUAUCACUAGCCGUGUCGCGACUAAGUCGUAUUGUUACCGCUUCGUAUACAGAUCUGCAGGAUUACACCUAUUAUUUUGUACCGGCCCCGUGGCUAUCGGUCAAAUUAUUGCGAUUACUCCAGAACUAUCCGCCACCCGACGAUCCAGGUGUCAGGGGUCGACUCAAUGAAUGUUUGGAGACUAUCCUGAAUAAAGCACAGGAGCCGCCAAAGUCUAAAAAAGUUCAGCACUCGAACGCUAAGAAUGCCAUACUAUUCGAGGCUAUUAGUCUUAUCAUACAUAUGGAUAGUGAACCAAAUUUGUUAGUACGCGCCUGUAAUCAAUUAGGACAGUUCUUACAGCACAGGGAGACUAAUCUAAGAUAUUUAGCACUUGAAAGUAUGUGUUUGUUGGCCACAUCGGAGUUUUCGCACGACGCCGUCAAGAAACAUCAGGACACUGUCAUCAAUGCACUUAAGACUGAAAGAGAUGUUAGUGUUAGACAACGAGCUGUCGAUUUAUUAUACGCGAUGUGCGAUAAAUCCAACUCCGAAGAGAUUGUUAGCGAAAUGUUGGCCUAUUUAGAGACAGCGGACUAUUCCAUACGUGAAGAAAUGGUGCUAAAAGUAGCCAUUUUGGCCGAGAAAUACGCGUCGGACUACACCUGGUAUGUGGACGUCAUAUUAAAUCUGAUUCGAAUCGCUGGUGACUACGUUAGUGAAGAGGUCUGGUAUCGAGUCAUUCAAAUUGUGAUAAAUCGUGAGGACGUACAGGGAUACGCUGCCAAAACUGUGUUUGAGGCUCUUCAAGCACCGGCAUGUCAUGAAAAUAUGGUUAAAGUUUCGGGUUAUAUAUUAGGAGAGUUCGGCAAUUUAAUAGCAGGCGACUCGCGAUCGAGUCCGCUCAUUCAGUUCCAAUUAUUACAUUCAAAAUACCAUUUAUGUUCGGCAAUGACGCGGGCAUUGCUUUUGACAACUUACGUGAAAUUCAUAAACUUGUUUCCCGAAAUCAAAGGAGACAUUCAGACAGUACUCAAAAACGAUAGCAAUAUCCGGAGCGCCGACGCAGAGCUCCAGCAGCGGACAGUUGAAUAUCUUCAGUUGUCGCAAAUCGCUACGACCGACGUGUUGGCCACAGUUCUUGAAGAGAUGCCUCCAUUUCCCGAACGCGAGAGCUCUAUAUUAGCGUCGCUUAAGAAGAAGAAACCGGGAAUGACUAGUGGUGUGGCCACUACUGGCAAAGAAUAUAAGGGAACGAUGAAUAAUAAUACUAAUAAUAAUAAUAUUGCAUUAAAUGACUUAACAGCUCCACUGAACAACAAUUCGAACGCAUCGGCAGAUCUUCUAGGAUUGAAUAGUUCGCCGCCGGUCACCGCAACAUCCAAUCAGUCGAAUGCAAGUCUAUUGGCCGAUGUUUUCGGCGAUGUUUCAGGCAUAUCAUCGAAUAGUCCUUCGACUAUAAAUAAUAACAAUAUCGGCGGCACUUCCAAUGCUGUUGUUGUUAGCAAUGAUGAGGGCAUUAAAAAAUUAGUGUCGAAACACAACGGCAUUCUCUUCGAGAAUGAUAUUCUCCAGAUUGGAGUCAAAUCGGAAUUUCGUCAGAAUCUCGGAAGGAUUUCCCUCUUUUAUGGCAAUAAAACUAAUUCUCAGUUCCAGUUGUUUUUGCCAUCGAUUUCAUGUAGUGAACAACUUUCCAAAUCCCUAGGCCUUCAAGUGAAACCUGUAGAGCCAGUCAUUGAUGCCGGUGCUCAAGUGCAGCAGCAAAUCAAUGUGGAGUGCAUUAGUGAUUUCGAUGAUUUUCCCACCCUUUUAGUGCAAUUCAAUCACAACGGCCCGCAAAGGUUUCCAUUAAAAUUUCCGAUAACUAUAAACAAAUUUCUGGAACAAACACAAAUGGAUUCCGAAACAUUUUUUAGCCGCUGGAAGAACUUAAAUAAUCCAUCACAAGAGGCGCAAAAGAUAUUCAAAAACAAGUUUGGAAUGGAUUCCGAAGUAAACAAAACCAAAUUAUUGGGAUUUGGUUUUCAAUUAUUAGAAAAUGUUGACCCGAAUCCCGAAAAUUUUGUUUGCUCUGGAAUUGUCCACUCGAAGGCUGUUCAAGUGGGUGUUCUGCUUAGACUUGAGCCCAAUAUGCAGGCACUGAUGUAUCGAUUGACUAUAAGGUCGAGUAAAGACACGGUUUCCCAACGUAUGUGCGAACUAUUGUUUGAUCAGUUCUAGUAUUCAUAAUAAUACCGUUAGUUAAAUAACCACAUAAUAUAUAUAUAUACAGUAUAUCGUGGGAUAUCUUUUUAAAAAAAUUGAAUGUAUUGGUGAUGAUAGUGUAUAUUAUAUC
Molecule: messenger RNA, 3536 nt
Organism: Oppia nitens
Lineage: Eukaryota; Metazoa; Arthropoda; Arachnida; Sarcoptiformes; Oppiidae
Gene: AP-2alpha
Product: AP-2 complex subunit alpha-like
Exons: 11
Coding region: 551-3421 (956 amino acids)
Biological process (GO): clathrin-dependent endocytosis; intracellular protein transport
Cellular component (GO): membrane coat; AP-2 adaptor complex
Molecular function (GO): clathrin-cargo adaptor activity
Source: RefSeq, a predicted model, not a curated record